This is a messenger RNA of Cotesia glomerata, 681 nucleotides long. RefSeq lists its product as uncharacterized. The coding region runs from base 54 to 599 and encodes 181 amino acids. The record is from RefSeq and is a predicted model, not a curated record. The transcript has 4 exons. NCBI's taxonomy places the organism in Eukaryota, Metazoa, Arthropoda, Insecta, Hymenoptera, Braconidae.
UAAAUCACUUGAUAAGAAUUUCUUACCAAGAAAUCACUCAAUUACUAUACAAAAUGUUGUACUAUUUGAUCGCUUUCUGUGCCAUUGCUGGAGCUUAUGCUCAAACUAUGGAAAAUGGUUCUUGUCCGUCGUUCAGAGCCAGCCGUAUCAACGCUAACCAAAUGGUAGGAAAAUGGUACGAUUGGGGACGUAGCAGCAAUAAUCCCUUGAACGGACAAAGAUGUGGAUACGACAACUGGAACCAACCCUCAAAUGGUCAAUCAAAAUUAGUCCAAUCUGCCUACUCUCCAUUCAUCGGUGGUUGGUCACAAAUUGUGUCUGACAUCAAAUUCUACAAUGACAACCAAUACACCAUUUCAUUUGAAGUACCAAAUGUUGGAUCCGUCUCAUUAAACCACGCCGUCCUCGACACCGACUACGAUAGCUACGUCAUCUACUACCAAUGUCUCAACCAAGGAUCCACCUACACCACCUCCCUUUGGAUCAAGACCAGAGACCAAUACCCAGGAUCCCAAGUAGAAAACCAAAUCCGUAAUACAUUGGCUAGACACGGUCUCUCAUACGUACCAGUGACUCGUACCAGUCAACAAAACUGCUAAUCGAAUAAUUAAUUAUAUCUAAUAAUUAUAUCUUUGAAAUUUCGCCCAGUGCCAAAUAAAUAAUAAAAUUAACAAAAAAUAA